Molecule: messenger RNA, 1137 nt
Organism: Neoarthrinium moseri
Lineage: Eukaryota; Fungi; Ascomycota; Sordariomycetes; Amphisphaeriales; Apiosporaceae
Exons: 4
Coding region: 1-1137 (378 amino acids)
Source: RefSeq, a predicted model, not a curated record
AUGGCUGCAGCUGCAGUGCUUCCGGCAUCAUCCCCCGGGAAAUCGACUUCGGUACCCCUUAUUGUUGAGCCCAAAGUAACACACGUGUUGGGCAAUGAGGAGUUUGAUCCUAAGAAGCACCUAACAUUCCAGGAGCCGUCCAAGAUCUACACCAUGAACGAUAUCGGAUUUCCUGACAGUAAUGGCAUCUCUCCUGUUGCAGUUUCCGAGCCUUUCCAGCUGUUUUCGGAAGAGGCUGUCAUGAGGAUGAGAAAGGAAGUUUUAAGUGAUGAAGUUAUGACGAAUUGCAAAUAUUCCAGCAAUAUCGCACAUUGCCAGCUUCGAGGAUUUGCUAACAAAUAUGCACCAUUCACGUACGAUCUUUGGAAGCACCCGGAUACUCUUGCAAUUAUUUCAAAGAUUGCCGGGAUCGACCUGGUCACCGAAAUGGAUCUCGAGAUUGCCCAUAUAAACUUAUCCAUUAAAUCUGAAGAAGAGCAGCACCAGGAAAUGGAUGCAUUCAAUGAGAGAGCUCAAUACGAGGCAGAUGAGGGCAUCGCUGGGUGCCCUUGGGAAGAUGAUACCCCGAUCGUGGGCUGGCACAGAGACAGUUAUCCAUUUGUCUGUGUCACUAUGCUUAGUGAUUGUACCAACAUGAUCGGAGGAGAAACUGCCCUUCGUACCGGCAACGGCGACAUUAUGAAGGUCCGCGGACCGCAGAUGGGUUGUGCCGUGGUUAUGCAGGGAAGAUACAUUGAGCAUCAAGCCCUUCGGGCACUCGGCACGACUGAGCGCAUCACCAUGGUGACCUCAUUCCGCCCUCGCUGCCCCAAGAUGAGAGACGAUACAGUACUGACAACCGUGCGACCCAUCUCAAACCUACAAGAGUUGUACCACCAGUUUAGCGAGUACCGGUUGGAGAUUCUCGAGGAGAGAAUCCGCCAGCAGCUCAAAGACCUGCGAGAGGCCACUUCCAGCGGGCGGAGGAUCCCAACCAAGAAGUUGAAAGCAUUUUUGGAGGAACAGGAGAGAUUUCUUCGGCACAUGAACAAUGAGAUGGUUGAUGAGGAAAAUGUCGUGAUGGGUGUACAAGUGGAGUGUCAUCCCGUGGAGGUCAAAGAGGGCUCAAAGGCGAAGAAACGUCCCCGAGGGGAGUAA